Messenger RNA from Gordionus sp. m RMFG-2023, 2898 nucleotides. Its product is annotated as protein Jade-3-like. The transcript has 12 exons. Gene Ontology annotation, biological process: regulation of transcription by RNA polymerase II. The record is from RefSeq and is a predicted model, not a curated record. Bases 92 to 2794 code for a protein of 900 amino acids. Lineage: Eukaryota; Metazoa; Nematomorpha; Gordioida; Chordodea; Parachordodidae.
AGAAAAUGAAAUGGCUCGCAUUUUAUAUAUAUCUAUAUCGACAUUUUUUAAUAGUGUUAUGGGCUUAUAAUUAUAAUAUUUUAGUAAGAAGAUGGGUGUUGAAAAUUUUUUAAAGAAAAGGAAUUCACAUCGUAUGACGAGGUUGUUAUCAACUCUUAAUAUAAUGCGACACAAUAAAUCUGUAAAUUCGAAAUUCAAACUAAAGCAGGAAAAAAUUAUGAACUCAAUUAGAUAUCAUCCAUAUGAUGUAUCAAAAUUUUCAGAAAAGUAUAUUACACCAGCCUUCUCAAGCAAUAAUAAACCUGCUGAAUUGUAUAGAACAGAUUUAAUUAGUGCAAUGAAAGUUCCUGAUUCUGAAUAUUUUUCAAAAGAUGAUUAUAUAACAUUAUCUGAUCCUUGGCGAGGUGAGUGGGAUAAAGGAGUUCAAAUUCCUGUGUGUUUUAUUGAUGAUCUCAACAAACCUAAUUUAAAAAAUAUUUCUAUAUAUGACAUUCUUGAAUCUAAAUCUUUGCACUUUUCUAAUGAGCUACACCACCUAUUUCUAUCUAAUCUCUCCAUUAACACCAUGGGUUUAAAUAAUAAGAAUGAUUAUCUGCCUUCAAAAAGAAGAUCCUUGAAAAAAAUUGAAGAUUUACAUAUUAACCAGGCUACUGAAUAUUUUACCAAUGAUAAAAUUGAAAAUACUGAUAGGAAGGAAAAUAUAUUUGCAGAUAACAUUAAAAUAAAUAUUAAUAGGUUAUAUUCAUCUUAUUAUCAUCCUUCUGAUUUAAGAAAAUAUAAAAAUAAUUCCAUGAAUUUUGAAAACAAUUACCAUCAAUACAAUAUUGAUUUAAUGGAUCUAAUUUGGCUGAAAACUCUUAACUCUACCUUAUUAAUUGAUGAUAAUUCCAAGGAACCAUUAAAAAAAGAUUUUAAUACUAAUCCAUACCUAUCAAUAAAAUUAUUUGAGGGAAUUAUGUUAGAACUUGAGAAAUCCUGUUAUACAAAUUUCAAAGAUUCUUUUUUAAAAGAAAAAGAAAUUGCUUUGGAGUAUGAUGAAAAUGUUAUCUGUGAUGUAUGCCGAUCUCCUGAUAGUGAAGAAGGUAAUGAGAUGGUCUUUUGUGACAUAUGCAACAUAUGUGUACACCAAGCAUGUUACGGCAUUGUUAAGAUACCUCGUGGUAGUUGGUUAUGCAACCCGUGCCAAACCCAAAGCACCGAUUCUAGCCUCUUACCUCCUCCUUCUCUUCCUUUACCUUCUGUUUCUCCCAGUUCUCAAUCCUCUCAUAUGAUUCCUUAUAGCCCUGUUUCAACAACAAGCAAUACCCAACCUAGAUGUUGUUUGUGCCCAAAUCCAGGCGGAGCUCUUAAACCCACACCUAGUGGGUCCAAAUGGUGCCACGUAAGCUGUGCACUUUGGAUACCCGAAAUCGGGAUAGGAGACCCAGACAAGAUGGAACCCAUAACUGGGAUUGCAAGGAUACCUGCUGAACGUUGGAACUUUGUUUGUGCCGUGUGCAAGGGCAAACGUAAUGGGGCUUGCAUUCAAUGUUCGGUUAAGAGUUGCAGAAUAGCGUUUCACGUAACGUGUGGGUUUAAAGGAGGCUUGGACAUGAAGGCAGAUUGGCAUCAUCACGUUGAGCAUACAAAAAAAUAUUGUAAUCCUGAGUCAACAUCCUCUACUUCUACUAUCAAUACUCAACACCCCGACGUUAAAUUAAAAGCCUAUUGUCCUAAACAUAGCCGCAAAAAGGGUUUACAUGGAACUCCUCAAAAAAACUUUGAUCCCUCCCCUACAUCUGUAUUUAUCAAUUCCGCCAAUCACAUGCAAUUAUCUAACAGUAAUAUCGAAGAAUCUCGCUUUCAAAAGCUUAAACAAAUGGAAUCUGAAUUUUACGAAUUCGUGCAUCCCGAACAGGAAGUCAAUAAAAUUCUUUUACCCUUGCCAUCUCUACCCUUUCACGAUAAAGAUUGUUUCUAUCGUAACACAUCUCACAAAUCUACUCAACGUUCUACGUCUUCCACAAGUGUCACAGAAAUUUCUAAUAUACCUUCAAACCCCCACCCCACGUGGAUUAGGCGAGUUUUUUCUUUGACCUAUAAUUAUUGGAAACAGAAAAGAAGGCUACGUUUUAAUUCUCCACUAGUUUCCGAUCUCGUUCCACUUAGCAAAGUUAAUUCCCGCAACGACAAUGCUUUAAAUCAAAAUUAUUUUGAUGAUUUUUCCAACACUCCUCAUUCGAUCCCGAAUCCUACCCUUUUUGAUAUGGACAAUUGUUAUUCCUCUGCGUCGGUCGCCAAUUCCCUCUUUUCAGAAGAUUGCUUUAAUCCUAUAAAUUUUUCCUCCCUGACACAACAACAGGUGGAAAGCAAUCUUUAUCACAGGCUCAGGAUGUGCGUUCAACUUAGGCAAGAUCUUGAAAGGGUUCGCAACCUGUCUUACAUGCUUAUUCGGCGAGAAAAACUUUCCUCGGCAUAUGUAGAAUCAAGAAAGGCAGUAUUUGACAAACAAAUUCAAUUGCUAAACAAUUUUCCGUCACUCGAUAUAUCCUCCAUUAUUCCGAAUAUACAUGGCUCGCAAGACUUACAAUAUUUAUUAGAUGAACCAUUGUUGGAACGAGUCAUUAAAUUACCUCCACCCCCGGUCUCUCCCACCUUUAUUUUCUGUGAUAAUUUUAACGAUAAUUUGCUAGAUAAGCCACCACCUAAAUUUAAUCAUCUAGAUAAACCCAUAUUCAAUUCCUUUUACCCCGAAUAUAAAGGUAAACUUCAGCAACAUGACAGUAAUAUCAAAAAUGGUUAUUGUGUGAGAUGAUUAAUAAUUUAUGACUUAAAAGACAAUCAAAUGUUUUAUUCUCGUUAUAUGAAAUCGUUUACCCCUUUUUUAUAUGUCUUAUUUUAAAUGAUUAAAAAUAUAAA